UUCAUCCUCACCAUCAUCGUAUGGGCUGGCGCAAGGGUCACUUUUGGGCUCAAGACAGCCGCGCAGCAGCCAACGUCUGUGUUCUCUCGCAUGCUGCGCCCGAGCAGCUCGAGGAAGACUUGCCUGAUGAGCUCGACCACCCACCCGCACGCAGGCGUAGCCGACGAGCAGGACACAGAGGAGGAGGUCGAGGAGGAGGACAGCGAGAAGUCCAGCCUGUCCACCUCCACCGUGGGGCCUGUGCAGGGCUUCAUGAAGUUCGACGAGGUCGUACAGGAAGAGCGCCAGGCCCUCGAGUACAAUCGAGGUCUGCGUCGCCCAGACCCGACGCCCAUCCACAAAGCAGGCGGCGAGACCUUCUCGCUGGCCUUCUCCGGCGGCGGCAUCAGGGCGACGGCAUUCCAGCUCGGCGUGCUGUGGAGGCUCGGCGAGGCUGGGCUCUUGGGGAACGUGGACCGCGUGUCGGCGGUGUCCGGGGGCGGCUGGGCCGCCGCCGCGUACGUCUCGCACAUCGGCGGGGGCCGGCUUCCCGGGGCCGGGGCAGGCCCAGCGCGAGUGGCACCUGUCCGUGGUGGCCAGGGCCAUCUCCCGCGUGCUGCGCAACCUCCCCUUCAUCGCCGCGGGACCUCGGCAAGGACCCGUGGGCGCGGCCGGCCGAGGGCUCCGGCUGCCUGCCGCGGGCCUUCGACGUCCCCAUACUGCUCGGCGCGCUGGCGUGGUCGCUGCUCGUGAGGAUCUUCACCUUCCUAUCGCUCUACGUCAUCCCGUUUGUGGAGAUCGUUGAGAUCUUCUUUGGGAAGAACAUGCGCGAGUAUUUCUGCUCCCGUCAUCAUGAAUGGGAGCUCUCGAUGGGCGACGACCUGGCAGGACCAGAGCUCAUGUCCCAGAACAUGCUCCUAGACCUGUGCACUCUGCCGCUGCAGCUGUUCUUUCUGGCGCUUGUGGUUGCUAUUGCGCUUCGCGUGCUCACAGCACUGAAAUGUUUUGGCAAGCAUGGAAGCAUUGGGGACUUAUGGCUGCACGGUUGUUCUGCAGCUGUUGCGAGGCUAGCUGCCCUGAUGGCCGUACUUGUGAUUAUCGUAGGCACAUGGUCGGUCCUUCCUCGAUCCUCACUCCCGCACUCCCUCAUUUCGUCUCUCCUCCCUCACUCCUCCCUGCUCCCUGCUCCCUCUUCCCUCCUCCUCUCACUCUCAUCCCUCUUCUUCCCUCCUCCUUCCUGCUCCUGCUCCUGCUCCUACUUCUCAUACUAUGUGUUUUCCUCGCACUCCUCUUCUUCUGCCCCAUGUCCUCAUCAUGCCGAAGGCACUACGACCUUCUUUGAGAAGUGGGCCACCGAAAUGCAUGUUCACAAGGGGAGGGGGGCUUGUGCAGCAUACACCGCGCACGUGGAGAAGGUGCGCCAGAAUUGCAGCAGCCUGAACGGGCGAUGGCUGUCGUGGGCGUCGCGGUACCACGAGGUUGAAUUCUAUGAAGUUGCGAGGGGGCACGGUUCGCAUCAACGGAACGGUUCUGUUAUCUUUCCAAGUAUCGUUCACAAUUUGAAGCGCAUGAACAGCACCAUUGCAGAGGGGGUUACCCGUGGGGCAGAGGACUUAGCGCGUACACUAAGCGAUUCGCUCAUUCCUGCAACCUGGACGCUCUUGAUGGUUGCGAUUCUGGGUACGUUGAUGUUCGUACCUUUCUUCCCGAGCACGAUAGCAACGAUCGUGAUGUUGGUGUUGCCCAUCAUGGUUUCGGCUCUGUUUGGAAGCAUCGUUCAGUGGAGGGUCUUCGGUACCCUACGGAGGAUACAGCUUCUUGCCUGGAACCAUGCUUAUUACAGAAGUGACACGUGGGCCAUGAUGUAUCAAGGCUCCCUGAUCGCUUCCAUGAUUAUUCUGCCGUUCUAUUUAUUUCUUCGAGGCAACAGCCACAAGUUCUACCGACGUAGCCUGCGACGUGCCUUCUUCGCGGGUGGCAAAGAGGUGCCUUGGGGCAGGAUCGCAGACAAUCCGUUUUGCCCGAUGCUCAUCCUGAAUGCCGCGGUCAUAGACUACAUCCAGUUGCGCUGUCACGCGAAUCCGACACUGCGCUUGGG
Molecule: messenger RNA, 2077 nt
Organism: Prorocentrum cordatum
Lineage: Eukaryota; Dinophyceae; Prorocentrales; Prorocentraceae
Source: the annotation of a GenBank genome assembly